Molecule: messenger RNA, 4114 nt
Organism: Menidia menidia (Atlantic silverside)
Lineage: Eukaryota; Metazoa; Chordata; Actinopteri; Atheriniformes; Atherinopsidae
Source: the annotation of a GenBank genome assembly
CCGCCCUUCCUCCGCGCCAACUUGCACCGCAGGGUCGAGCAGACGUCGACUCAUAACAGCCCCGAGUUGUCUUCCGUAUUUAGUUGAAUACUCUCCAACACAAUUAUGGAGAGUCCGCAUCAUAUUAAAAAUGAUCCACCUCUCUUGCUGCCGUCUCUUCGUCUGUUCGUACCUCCCCUGCGCCUGGUGUCUGCAGCCAUGUGGCACGUGGUGCAGAAGGGGACGGUGCAGGACUACGGGAUGGUGGAGGAAUUCAUCAGCACCGUCACGGAAAUCGUGCCUGAUCUCCUGAACGCGGACCAAAAAGCCCAGCUGCUCCUGGGACUGAGAGCACGGGUUGUUCUAGAAUUGUGUCGCUCUGAGCAGAGCGCAGACAGAGAAUCCAUCGAGAUGCACUUGGACCGGAUCAAAUCCCUCGUGUCCACGUGGGCAGCUCAGCCAUGUUUUGCAGAUGUGGAGUUUCCAGAGUCCAACUUUGUGGAUCAGAUAGAAUUGUUGUUAAAGGAACCUGAAGAGAAGGAGAAGUUCUUCCAGGAUGUCUUCCCUACCGACUUUGGGCCUGAAUAUGACAACGCUCUUCAAGUGCUAAUGCUGGAUUUUCUUUCCAAGCUGGAGAAGCUUCUCCCAGUGCCAGACAUCCAGCAGACUGCAUCAAUGCUCAGCGCCGUCCCAUCAGCCCUGGAGGAGUGUGCGCACUCUGUUCCCGACCCACAGCACCUGAAAACUGUGCUGCAGUACCACACAUCACUCGGACAUUUUGAUUUUUCUGAUGAAACUCAGACCAUUCCAUCGUCCUUCGGGAACUGCAUCCUCUCCUCGUUGUCCCUUCCACAGCUGGAGAAGGUCUUGAUCCAUCAAGAGCAGAUACGGCUGCAGCCGACACCUGAGCAGAUGGAAGGCUGUGUGACCGUGCAGGUGGAAGGGGAAACGGUGACACUGCUGGACUACAUCCAGAUAGAGCAGCCACCUGGCCUGACUGAGCCCGACGAACACGAAGACAAUAACCUAGACGAGGAGCAAAACGAAGCAGAAGCAGCAGGGGAGGGUUUGGGCGACGCCUUAAAGCCGGCAGCUUUUCAGCCUCUGAAGCAAAGCAAACGACUCCAGCUGAAGAGGAAAGCUUUAAAAGAAUCGCGGGACUCUGCUGCUGCAAAGAGGCAGCGCAAGAAAUAUCCCAACAAUAAAACCUGCCCCGUGUGCAAUAAGACAUUCCUGCGAGCUGCAGCCAUGAGGCGGCACCAGGAAAUCCACGAUUCCAACCGAGACCUCAAGUACAAGUGCGACAACUGCGACAAAAGAUUCAGGGACCAUUACGACAUGAACCGGCAUGCCAUGCGUGUCCACGAAAAGGGCGAGGGGAGCCUCAAGGACGAGGACCCAGGAGGUCCCGAUGUGUCCGAGAUUUUUGAAAAUAAAAACUGCUACCUCUGUGGAAAGUAUUUUGCCCGGCAGGUUGACAUGGAUCGACACAUGAAGUCCCACUCGGAGGACCGCCCGUACAAGUGCUCCUUCUGUGAGAAGAAAUUCAAAAACCCUUACGUCUUAAGGCGGCACGAGAAGGAGAUCUGCAAGAGCCGGGAGCAUAAAAAUCCUAAAAGGAGAGAAGUGCCUCGCUUAAAUCUGCAGCCACCUCCGGAGGUGUCGGUGGAGGGUAAGAUCUGUCCCAUCUGCAGCCGGGUGCUUCCGUGCACCGCUGACAUCGCAAAGCAUUUGCGAUCUCACUCUGAAGAGCGUCCCUUCAUUUGCGUCACGUGUGAGAAAGGCUUUAAGUACAAGGACACGUUGAAGAAGCAUCAGAUCAUCCACGGCCAUGAGGGCAUCAGGGAGGAACAGACCAAGACGCUAGAGCAGAUUCUGGCCGAAGCUGACCCUCAGAACUGUGACAGCGAGGUGGUGGACACAAAGGAAAGUCAGCUAGAAUCGCCUCCUGGCACUUCUGAGGAAAGCCCCCCCGCACCUGCCCAAAGCAUCUCAAAGAAAGCCCUCAAAGUGUGUCCCGUUUGCUCCAAAGCGUUUGAUUGCAUCAAAACGCUGAACAGACACAUCCAGUGCCACACAGACGAUCGGCCAUACCACUGCAUCCACUGCAACAAGCAUUUCAAGCACAUGCACGGCCUGAAGAGACACCAGAUUUACGCCAUUUGUCACAAGAAGAGCACCCGCUUCUUUUGGAGAAAAGAGUCCCGGGCGGGGCCGAGCCAAAGCGAAGCCGGCAGCAACGAGUACCAGCAGGGGGCGUCGCCCAGGAUCCCGGUGUGGUGCUCCAACUGCGGCAAACACUUCGAGUACCCAGCCGCCCUCAAAGAGCACCAGGAGAACGUAUGUAAGGUGGAUUUAAGGGACGGGAUGAAGUGCGACGACUGCGGCAAGGAAUUCAAAAGCAUGACGAUGCUCAAAGUGCACCAGAGGAUCCACGACCCGCUCUACUGCAAAGAGUGCGGGAAGAUCCUGGCGAACGAGGCCGCUUUCGAGCGGCACAAGCUGAUGCACCGGCCCAUGCAGUGCACCAUGUGCGACAAGUCCUUCACCUUGUUGAGGCGCCUGAGGGAGCACUACGAGAAGCAGCACAGCUUCACCGGGCCCUUUCCCUGCUCGCAGUGCGACAAAACCUUCGUUCAGCUGUCCUACCUCGCCAUCCACCAGCGGAUCCACAAGGGGGAGUUUCCGUACAUGUGCAACAUGUGCCCGGAGAAGUUCAGGUCCUCCAACUGCCUGACGGUGCACCUGCGCAAACACACGGGGGAGAAGCCCUUCCUCUGCUGGCAGUGCGGCAAGUGCUACCGCUCGGCCUCGGAGCUCACCGUCCACAUGGGGACGCACUCGGAGGAGCGCCCCUGGGCCUGCACCCACUGCGACAUGGCCUACCGCACCAAGCUGCAGCUCACCAACCACGUGGAGCAAAUCCACAUCGGGGUCCGGUACCCCUGCAACACCUGCGGGAAGCAGUUCAUGAAGGAGACCUCGCUGAAGAGGCACGAGCUCAUCCACACGGGCGAGAGGCCGCAUCAGUGCACGGUGUGCGGCAAGACCUUCCUAACCGCCAACGAGCUCCGGCUGCACAACCGCUACCACACCGGCGAGCGGCCGUACAAAUGCGAAGUGUGCAGCAAAGCCUUCAUCCAGUCGGGCUACCUGAAGUCGCACAUGCGCAUCCACACGGGAGAGAAGCCCUUCAAAUGCGACAUCUGCGACAAAGGCUUCAGGCUGUCGUACCACAUGAAAAAGCACCGGCGGACUCAUGCCGGCAAGCCAAAGAGCUACACGUGCGAGGAGUGCGGUGUGGUGUUCCUGCAGAAGAAAGCUCUGUGGGAGCACUCGCUAACGCACAACGUCAAAAUCGAAUCGACUUUCACAAACGCCGUCGAGAUCGAGUUUCAGUAGAACGCCUUCAGCAUAGCCUGGACACACCUGCUCCAGAGGAGUUUAUGUUCCGAUUUUUGAUUAAAUGGUCCCUGAAAUACCCCGGACUUUCAUCCAUUGUUUUCCUAAAAACAGUAAUCAAAUGUCUGACACCAAAGAGGCUCUGCAGCCACAGUGAAUCAAACAGCAUCUGUUCACAAUGGGAACCACUAUAUAUUAUUUUUCAUUUAAUCUGGAAUGGACGAGCUGAGAUUGGUCCUUCAGUAGGGUUUGAUUGGAUUUAACUGAAGGCCAUUUAUAUGUUCAAUAAAAUUCAAAAAGAAGAAAGAUUAAAAUUUGUGUUUGGUGUUGCAUGAUGGACAUUUAUCACAUUAUGGGGCUUUGUGUGCAACUCCACACAUACAGAAGACACAUUAACUUAUUCAUUUUGAAAACAUUUCUGAUGGUAGCCCUUGCUUGUCCCAUUAUUAUCAAAACUGGGGGAAAAAAGCCUCAUUCAAAAAAUGUAAAAAGGUUGUACUGCAUUCUUACUUCCUUUUAUCCCAGAUUGGAGGUCAGGUUGUGUUGUCUGGCUCACUUUACAUCUCUUAAAUUUCACCCAAAAAACAAUAUUCUUUAGUUUAUGAAUUGAUUUCUUUUACUUUUAUGUUUUAUUUAAAAAGGAUUUAUCCAUUAUUCAUGUGGAUGAGUGAAGCUAGUGAAUCGCUUUGACUCAUGUUAUUUUUGUUUGUUUUUUUAAAUAAAUUGCAUCAAG